Messenger RNA from Ziziphus jujuba (common jujube), 3342 nucleotides. RefSeq names its product transcription factor TCP2. Lineage: Eukaryota; Viridiplantae; Streptophyta; Magnoliopsida; Rosales; Rhamnaceae. The record is from RefSeq and is a predicted model, not a curated record. The transcript has 5 exons. Gene Ontology annotation, molecular function: DNA-binding transcription factor activity; sequence-specific DNA binding. Gene Ontology annotation, cellular component: nucleus. Gene Ontology annotation, biological process: regulation of secondary shoot formation. Bases 653 to 2053 code for a protein of 466 amino acids.
UGUCUGUCCUUUCCCGAUAAGCCCGGUGAUUGCUCGAAUGGGGAGGAUAGGCAUAUACUCUCUCUCUCUAUUUUUUUAAAAGUUCUCACCCGCCAAACACAUCGGCAGCCCUAGAAACACUCUCAAUCACUUCUCUCUUCCUACACACUCAGAACCUGCGCAGGCUGAGCUGAUCCCGUGGAGUUUCGAUCGACAGAUCUGUGAGAUUGGGUGCGAAAACUACAAAUAGGUUCGCAGGGGGCUGAGGCUGAGACUCUGAAGGCUAAAAUUCUGCAGGCUUUCCUUUUGAAAGCACUCUGCAAACUGCAAAAAGCUUAAACGAGAGCCUCCUGACUUGGACCGUGAUAUAUCAAAGCGUAAAAAAAGGCCUUUUUAUCACUAUACAGCCAAAGUACUCUCUGAAUUAUCGUCAUCAAUGCAGAGGACAUAGCAACCCCACCUGCAUUCUAAUCACACUCCUUUCUCUCUCUAAUCCUGAUCUCUCUCUCUCUCUCUCUCUCUCUCUCCUUGGAGCGUUAGGAGGAAAGAUAAGAGGAAAAGAAAACAACGAAGUCAGAAUAAUAAAAAAAUAAUAAUAAUAGUAAUAUAAUAAAAAAAAAAGGGGUCUUGGCGUAUUGAAUGAUUUAUUGCUUGAGAAAGGCAUGAAAGUGCUAUGGAGGUGGAGGAGAGUCAAGCACAGGUGUGUAAAUUCCCGAGGAUCGGAAAUGGCAGGAACGAUUCCAACAAGGUAGGACAGAAAGGAGGAGGCGACCAUUACCUAGAUGAUGAAGACGACGGGGAGCUCAGAAGGGCUGGCGAUGGAGGUACGUACAGCACCAUUAAUACUGCUAACGGGCUUCGCGGUUUGCACCACUCUUCGCGUAUCAUUAGGGUUUCUCGGGCCUCCGGUGGGAAAGAUCGGCACAGCAAAGUGUUGACCUCAAAGGGGUUGAGGGACAGAAGAGUUCGGUUGUCGGUGACCACGGCGAUUCAGUUCUAUGACCUUCAAGACAGGUUGGGGUACGACCAACCGAGCAAAGCUGUGGAGUGGCUGAUUAAAGCGGCUUCCGAUGCCAUCUCGGAGCUUCCUUCUCUGAACAGUUCUUUCCCUGAUACACCAAAGCAGCUGAGCGACGAGAAGAGGGCAUGCGUGGGUACUGAACAGGGAUUCGAUUCAGCUGAAGUGGACUUGGAUGGCGAUCCCAAUUACCAGCACCAGCAACAAAACCAGCACUUUUCCUUGUCCAAAUCUGCUUGCAGCAGUACUUCGGAGACCAGCAAAGGCUCCGGCCUGUCUCUGUCGAGGUCGGAAAUCCGAGUGAACCGCGUCAAAGCCAGGGAGCGAGCCAGGGAGAGAGCUUCAAAGGAGAAAGAGAAAGAAACCGAGUCCCGUCUUCCUCAUCACACCCAGAACAUCAACCACCCAAAUAUCUCGCCAAACCCUUCCUUUACUGAGCUUCUCACUAAUGGAAUUGGCAAUGUCAAUAACACUACUUCUAGUCCGAGUGGUUCUGCUCCGCAAAACCAGGGUGGCGGCGAGCCUCAUUUGUUCCACAAGGCGACUGCUGUGGCUUCCACCCCUAUGGAUUAUUUCGGGUCGGAGCUUCCUGGGCUCUCAUCGUCACGGACCCAUCACUCGUCGGGGUUUUUGGGGCACAUCCAUAUGGGGAAUUCGCUGCCGCAGACUAUAUCGAUCCCUCCGUUCAAUGUGCCGGGUGAAAAUCACGGGGAGCUGCAGCAUUUCUCUUUCCCAGACCUCAUUCCGGUUGCCGCCACCUCCCAACACAAUGGGGGUGAUUACAACCUCAGCUUCUCAAUCUCUUCUUCCGGCCAUGCUGGCUUCAAUAGGGGGACCCUUCAGUCCAAUUCACCGUCUUCUUUUUUGCCUCACCCUCAGAGGUUUUCUCCUAUAGACGGACCAAAUGUGCCCUUCUUCAUAGGAGCCGCCUCCGCCGCUCCAUCCGUGGAGAAUCAUCACCACCAUCAGUUCCCUGCUGGAUUUGAUGGCCGACUGCAACUCUGCUAUGGCGAUGGAAGCCGGCAUUCAGACCACAAGGGGAAAGGAAAAAACUAAGUCAUUGGCACUGCAUAUUUCCUCUUUGGCCAUCUUUCUUUCUGGUGGGUGGAAUAUGAUAUUCUCGAAUAGAGUUUUGGACUUUUGAGUGUCUUGUGCAUAGAACCAUGAAGGGUUUGCUUAAAUUUCUUGGUAAUCAUAAAAGAAGUCAAGCCAUUGGGCAUGUUUUUAUGGGUGUCAUCUAUUAUAUUGUUUUGUUUCAAUUCCUGCAUGGAAUGCUGUGAAUAGGGAUCGGCUGGUUGUCUCCUUGUCUGUCCUCUUGUUGGUUCCCUUCUCUCUAGCAUCUGUAAGUCUUCGCCAGGUGUUAGCAUUCGCGUGGUCAAGCCCAUGUGUUGGCCAUAUAGUGGAAAACCUUAAACUAAACGAGCCCAGUAGCUUUUUAGAGUCCAAAUUUCUAACUUUUAUCCGCUUUCCAGCUGCACCACAUGGCAGCUAAUCGGCGCACUGUCGGUGUUUACUGUUCAAUUGUUCGAUUUCUUAAUAAUUUAGCAUUGUGAAUCCCAUGAGUGCUAACUUUGUUCCUGAUAAAAGCCCAUGCACGUAUAGAUCCUUGCUUUUCAUUUGCUUGAAGAAACCAGCUAUUUCAAUAAAGGUGUUGCAGCUUUUACACCCUAGUCUGUUGGAGAUAUAUGAGAAUUAUAGAUAUUAGUGAACCAUUAUAAUAUUAUUUAUAUCUAAGGAUUCAUAAUUAACGGUAAUAAUACUGUAUUUCAUUUGCCACUGGUAUGUUUCACUUUAUUUUAUUUGAAAUGUGACACAGGGAAUUCAACGAAUUAUUUGUUUAGAAUAUGGCAAAUCAUAAGAGAUAGAUAGUCGUCCUGGGUAAAUAGAUGAAGUAUAAAACAUUAAAACAUUGGCUAACAUCAUAAAACAAGAAUUUAGACAAAUUAGUAUCAGUUGCAAUCGUAAAAACUGUUGAUAUUUGAUGAAUUGGUAGUGUAUUGAAUUAACUGGAGAAACACAUAAAAACUCAUCACGCUAGUUAGGAAAGUGCUAUAGAACUUUUGCACAUGUAGGGUUUGUUAUGAUGACUGUCAGAUAAGCUACAUGAAUUUUUGGGGUGAUUUAUGACACCUCUUUCCCCCAAAACAAAAUAAAUAAAUAAAGCUUUGGGUGCAGAAUAUGGAUGUUUAAUUGAUCAUCAAGAUCAUUGAAUGCUAGAUUUAAAAACAUUGGUAUCCAAUUAUAGAAGAUUUUUUAAGGGAGGCAAAAUUGGACUCUGAAAAUAUCUAUGGUAUUGUGCCAAUUUUUAUAUUGGAAUUGGUAGGAGUACCUGAGCUUUUUUUUUU